This is a messenger RNA of Trichoderma virens Gv29-8, 471 nucleotides long. RefSeq lists its product as uncharacterized. The record is from RefSeq and is a predicted model, not a curated record. Lineage: Eukaryota; Fungi; Ascomycota; Sordariomycetes; Hypocreales; Hypocreaceae. Gene Ontology annotation, biological process: transmembrane transport. Gene Ontology annotation, cellular component: membrane. The coding region runs from base 1 to 471 and encodes 156 amino acids. The transcript has 5 exons.
AUGGCGCAGGCAGAUGUGGUUGCAUUUAAUAUUGGGGCGUUCGUCUCAACACUCUUUCUCCUUGAAUUCGGUGCCGAUAAAUUUAUCGCUUAUACAGCUGUUGUCGCAGGCCGUAUAGGCGUGUCUGAGGUAAUCAUUGGACUCCUUACAGUAGGCGCAGAAUGGGAAGAGCUCGCGGUUGUUAUCGCGUCUCUGGCGCAGGGCCGAUCAUCAUUAGCCAUUGGUAAUGUCAUUGGCGCCGCCAUCUCCAACAUCUUAGGCGUAUUCUCCCUCGGCCUGCUGUGCUAUGAGAGGGGAAAGACAGUUGAAUUCGACAGGAGCUCCCGGAUUUACUCUCUUAUGACUCUUGUCCUAACUACUACCAGUGCAACCUUAAAGUUUACCCUAUUGGCCAGGGUUGGUGAGCCGAGAAAGCCCCGUGUGCAAAUCUGUCGAGAUGGCAAGGCAGACGAAGAAAUGCCUGCCGAGUAA